Messenger RNA from Schistocerca piceifrons (Central American locust), 1506 nucleotides. Its product is annotated as piggyBac transposable element-derived protein 4-like. The coding region runs from base 1 to 1506 and encodes 501 amino acids. The transcript has 2 exons. The record is from RefSeq and is a predicted model, not a curated record. NCBI's taxonomy places the organism in Eukaryota, Metazoa, Arthropoda, Insecta, Orthoptera, Acrididae.
AUGUCAAGAAGAGGCUUACGAGAUGAAGAAAUCGAACGAUUAUUGUGUGAAAUUCCAUCAGACGAGGAUUCCACUGUUGACACCACAGAUGACGAAUCUGAUUAUGAAGCAAGCAUUGUUGCGGAGGCUAUUGUGUCGUCUGAAGGCGAAGUUUCAGAGAGCGAGGAAGAAAGUGAGUCCACUCCGCCAAAACGCGCUGCUGACACAGCGCCAACUUGGGGACAACAAUUCAAUGCUACCUCAGGAAUGCAGUUCGACAGUGAAUCAGGACCAAGUGCUUUUAUUAGGGACAUUGAUGAUCCAGAACCUAUCGAUAUAUUCGAAAAAAUAUUUCCAAAAGAGCUAGUUCAGCUAAUCGUUUUCCAAACAAAUUUAUAUGCGACGCAAUCUGGCAAGUCUUUCACUCCAACAACUGACAAUGAAAUACGAACUUUCCUGGGAAUCAACAUUUUGAUGGGUAUAAAGCGUAUGCCAGCAUACAGAGACUACUGGUCUAGUGCCCCAGAACUUCAUGAUCGUUAUAUUGCAUCUCUGAUGGCAGUAAAUCGGUUUGGAUGGUUACUGAGGAACAUUCAUCUGAAUGAUAACACAUUGCAUCCAGAAAAAGGACACCCAGGUUAUGACAAACUGUACAAGCUGCGACCAGUGAUCAAGAUACUAUCUGAAUCUUUUUCCAAGUGUUACCAACCCAGCAAACACCUAGCAAUUGAUGAGUCAAUGAUCAAAUUCAAAGGCCGCAACAGUAUGAAACAAUACAUGAGAGAUAAACCCAUAAAGCGUGGUUACAAAGUGUGGAUGCUGUGUGACAAGACCUCUUACAACUUGAAAUUUGAUAUUUACACCGGAAAAGUAGGUGACACAGUGCAAACAGGCCUUGGGGAGCAUGUAGUGCUGAGUUUGUCCUCUGAACUCGUAAAUAAAGGCCAUUAUCUUUAUUUCGACAACUAUUUCAAUAGCUAUAACUUGUUGGCUGGUUUACAGCAGAGAAACAUAUAUGCCUGUGGGACAGUUCAACCAACAAGGAAACAUUUACCCAAAUUAAAAACAGACAAAGAAUUAAGCAGAGGUGAAUUUGACUGGAGGGUCAGCAACUGUGGCAUCCUCUACUUGAAGUGGAAAGAUAAGAGAGCUGUUCAUCUCCUUUCAAAUUUUCACAGUCCUGAAGUUACUACAGUGACUCGCCGUGAAAGAGAUGGUUCACGCAUAGAGCUACCUUGUCCUCAAGCAGUGAUGGAUUACAAUGCACACAUGAACAAUGUCGACAAGUUCGACCAACUGAAAAAAUCAUAUGAAAUAAGCCGGAGAAGCUUGACUGAUGAACAAAUCACUGAGUUGGCCAACAGAAUUGAUCCAGAUGAGUCUGACGUAGAGUUUGAUGAGUCUGAUGAUGAAGAUGACGCUUUGAUACAAAGAAAUCAUAGUGACGAAAGUUCAUCAGAUGAAGAAACUGUAUCUCUUGCUAAAAUCCUAGGAAGAAGCGAGUUUUUAAGGCAUACAGAUGAGUAA